Messenger RNA from Anopheles funestus (African malaria mosquito), 2112 nucleotides. Its product is annotated as zinc transporter 2-like. Gene Ontology annotation, cellular component: plasma membrane. The record is from RefSeq and is a predicted model, not a curated record. Gene Ontology annotation, biological process: zinc ion transmembrane transport; response to zinc ion. The transcript has 8 exons. Bases 831 to 1994 code for a protein of 387 amino acids. Gene Ontology annotation, molecular function: zinc ion transmembrane transporter activity. Lineage: Eukaryota; Metazoa; Arthropoda; Insecta; Diptera; Culicidae.
CCGCCAGCAAUGUCGUCUGACCUCCCUCUCCUCCCCCCCCCCUUUCGCGAUCUAUCUUUCUCACCUGCUCCAACAGUUGAAACAGGUCCUAAAUUUGAGUGGACGAGAGUUACCAUUCGUCCUGACCUGGUGGUCCCUUGUGUUCUUUUUUCUUUUCUUUGCUGCUCUUCUUCUUAGGAGUGUGUAAAUUGUGUGUUUUUUGUUGCCUUUCUGGUGCUUUUUUUUUGUUUUGCGUGCCAAAAGUGUAGUGCAGAAGAUGGUGAAAUUGCGUAGCGGAUGGGUCACUUGCAGUCGUUACUUAUGCGGUUCUGAUAUUUAAAUAUUUAUUACUGUUUAGCAAUUUAUGGGCCGUAAAUAAACCCUUGAAAUCUAGGUGUGUAAUAGAGGAACCAACCGUUUACGGGUGAACUUAUUGUGUUGUAAUGAUUUUUUUUUUAUAAAAAGGAGAACUUAAAUCAUAGUGUUGUUUUAAACGGAUUUGAAAGAAGUUUUUCUAGUGAAAUAAAUAUUUCUAUAAAAUGUGUAUAGAACAUCACAAGGAAAUUUGAAUUGCUGAAUUGAAUAAUUGAGGCUUACAACAGAUAGUCUCAGCCCUUCUGGAGCAUUUAUGGUUAAACAGGGACAUGUGUUGAUGUCUGUAUCAUUUUUAUUGCUCUGUGUUGGACGUUUCUCAAAUAUAUGUAGUGUUGUGUGAUCGUGCAUGCCAGUGCCAUAUUACAGGGAAGACAAGUGUAACAUUUUCCGACACCCGACGUAAAUCUUUGGGUGGGAAAUUUGGUGGAAAGUGUCAGCAAAUCAUCUAGCGUGCCCAAGCUAAGACAGGACAAACCAUGGACAAGGACCAGCAGAAACAACCGUUGGUUAUCGAGUACCGGAAAAACUAUGGGACGUCUGCCAGCUCGCAACCGUUCUUGCCUGCGGCUUCACAAUCGACCAGCUCGUCGGACCAGCAGCUACCUCAGCGGUCCAUCAUCUAUUGCGUGCACGGACAGCUGGCCGAUUCCUGCUGCGAGCUGCCAAACGAGCUCCGCAUCCGAAAGAUUGACUCGCAUUGUCACAAACCCCGGCAGGAAGGGAUCGAUAAGAUAGCCCGGAAGAAGCUCAUGCUGGCGAGUGUGCUUUGCGUCAUUUUUAUGAUUGCCGAGAUAAUAGGUGGUAUUUACUCAAACAGUCUCGCUAUCGCGACAGAUGCAGCCCAUCUUAUGGCGGACUUGGCCAGCUUUAUGAUAUCGUUGCUUGCCCUAUGGAUAGCGGCACGACCAUCAACCAAGCGGUUAUCAUUUGGCUGGUAUCGAGCGGAAGUUAUCGGCGCGCUAGUGUCGGUGUUGAUGAUUUGGGUUGUGACGGCAAUACUGUUUUAUCUGGCAGUGCUGAGAACAAUAAACAGAGACUUUGAGCUCGAUGGCGAAGUAAUGUUGAUAACAUCUGGUUUAGGAAUAUUGGUGAAUGUGAUCAUGGGUGCCACGCUGCAUAACCACGGUCACAGCCAUGCGGGUGGUGGACACCACGAGGAGGAAAACAUCAACGUUCGGGCUGCAUUCAUCCAUGUGCUGAGUGAUUUCGUGCAGAGCCUGGGCGUGUUUAUAGCGGCGUUGGUGAUUUAUUUCAAACCCGACUGGAACAUCAUUGAUCCGAUCUGCACGUUUGUGUUUUCGCUGCUAGUGCUCGCCACAACGAUUGCCAUCAUGCGAGAUGCAAUUGUGGUUCUUAUGGAGGGCACCCCGAAGUAUCUCGAUUACACCGAAGUUAUGCAAACGUUUCUGCAAAUUGAGGGCGUCGUAAGAGUACACAAUCUGCGCAUUUGGGCUCUCAGUAUCAACAAGAUAGCACUCGCUGCUCAUUUAGCUGUCGAACCAACUACCAACACCGAGCUUGUGCUACGGGAAGCCACACAAACAGUUCACGCUAAGUAUAAAUUUUUCGAAACAACGCUACAAAUAGAAGAGUUUCAACCUGAUAUGGAAGAUUGCAAUCAGUGUUCGAAUCCAAUUUAGUGGCCGAGCCUGAAGCAGGGCAAACCGAGUCUCAUUUAAAACACAAUGCUGCUGGCAGAAAGACAACCGUUAAAAAUGUUUGUUAAAAUAAAGCUAUGAAACCGUCAAAGAUACUGAA